Messenger RNA from Abrus precatorius (Indian licorice), 695 nucleotides. RefSeq lists its product as uncharacterized. The transcript is spliced from 7 exons. Lineage: Eukaryota; Viridiplantae; Streptophyta; Magnoliopsida; Fabales; Fabaceae. Bases 140 to 577 code for a protein of 145 amino acids. The record is from RefSeq and is a predicted model, not a curated record.
UUUGAUUAUAACGUUGUUGUUUCCUUCUAGACUUGUCUACUACUCGUGUCACCCCAACCACAAUACACGCACGCUCCAAUUCAAAAACCCUAGAAGACAAGAAAAAACAAAAAAACCCAAUUCUCCGAUCCCUUUCUCAAUGGCUACCCCUGAUUCCUCUCUUCCUCUCUCCACUAAGAAGGAGAACAUCACUCCCAUUUCCUCUAAAAUCGCGGAACUUAACGAAUCCAGAUCGGAGCUUCUCGGCAGAAUUCAGAGUUUGAAACUGGAUUUGCAAAGUUGGAGGUCUAAGUUAGAUACCCAAGUCAAGGUCUAUCGCGAUGAGCUGUCAGAGCUUAAGAAAACACUUAACGUAGAAGUGGAGCAACUUCGGACAGAAUUUCAAGAUCUGAGGACUACCCUUCAUCAGCAACAAGAGGAUGUUACUGCUAGCUUGAGAAACUUGGGGCUUCAGGAUGCCUCAGGAGACGUUAAGCAAGCUCAGUCACAGGAGACCAAGAUUGAAGAAAUUGACAAGGAAGAGCAGCAGGUGUUACCCGAAGAGGAUAAUAACAGCAGCAAAGUAGCUGAAAAUUAAAUGUUGUCUUCAAUUGAGUGUUUUCUACUAGCAGUGUACACCCUAGAGAUGAAUGACUUAGUGCGUGUUUGUAUUAGUUAUUUGAUUUCUUUGCUUACUACUUUUGGGUAUAUAUAGU